Lingula anatina is the source of this 2765-nucleotide messenger RNA. RefSeq names its product ras-related protein Rab-15. The record is from RefSeq and is a predicted model, not a curated record. Gene Ontology annotation, molecular function: GTPase activity; GTP binding. Lineage: Eukaryota; Metazoa; Brachiopoda; Lingulata; Lingulida; Lingulidae.
UGCUUCCGGUAACCUAAACACACUUACCUAGCUUCUCGUCAAGGUGUAGGAUUAACACCUUUGUAACUUAACCUAUAACAAUGAGAUGAAAGAAACAGUGAACAAUGGCGAAACAGUACGAUGUACUGUACAAAGUACUUCUUGUCGGAGAUUCAGGUGUUGGGAAAACGUGCUUGAUAUGUAGGUUCGCUGAGGAUGAAUUUCAUAAUGACCAUCUCUCUACAAUCGGGAUUGAUUUCAAGCUCCGGACCAUUCUGUCUGAUGACCUCAAAGUCAGAAUUCAAGUUUGGGAUACAGCUGGACAAGAACGCUAUGAGACUAUUACAAAACAGUAUUAUAGGCGAGCACAGGGCGUUUUCUUGGUGUAUGACAUUACCAAUCCUACUUCAUUUUAUAACAUUACCAAAUGGUUAAACUUCACACGGGAGUUUGCUGACAGCAAUGUUAGUGUAAUGCUACUCGGCAAUAAAAGUGAUAAAGCAAAGAGAAGAAAAGUGACCAGAGAGCAGGGAAUUAGGCUUGCCAGGGACCUGAAUAUAGAAUUCUGUGAAACAAGUGCCAAAUCAAGGGAGAAUAUUGAUCUGGCCUUUGCAAGUCUUGCACAACAAAUUACCAAGUGUCAAAAGGCUCGUGAGACUGUUUGUGUAGAUCUGGACAUGUACACAAUUACAAACGACACUAGUCAGCUGAUACAGAAUGAAUCUGAAGGGAAGAAUAAUUGGUGCUGUGUUAUAUUGUGAUAUAGAGGAUAAUAUUUAUUUUAUGAUGUAUGACAGUUGUAUUCAAUGUGGCAAAAGAACACUUUUGACCAGAGAGGUAGAAAAGAAGUUGCAUUUUUAACAGCAUUCCUGACAGAGUUGGCUAUGAAAAUUUGGGGUAAAUCUGUUUCAGAAUCUUUUUUUAUGAUAUGUCAGUUAUGUUGGCUGUACUUAAUAAGAAAGUAGUAAAGUUGAAUAAUUUUAAAACAUUUCAAUAAGAAAUAUUAAAGCUGAGAUAACAGUCAUUUCAAAUGUAAAAAUAAGCAAGACUUUAUAGUGAGACAUGCAUGGUUCAAGCAAGUUCAUAAGCCUAAAAGUCUUUUUUCUUUUUGCCAGCAUGAGGGCUUUUUACCUCUGAAAUUGCUGUCUUGUGAUGGUAUUUAAUAAACCUCAGCUGACUCUAAACUGAUUUUAUCUCUCCGUGAAAGUUCUCUUCAAAAGUUGCCAAAAUCUCAAAAACAUGACGAUUUUCAGUAAAAGUUUGAAAAACAUGUUUCAGAUGUUAUUCUCUUCACUAUUUUUAAAUACUCUUUUUGUGGAGGUUGUUAAAUAGUUGAUAGAAUCUCAAAAACAUUUUAAUGUUUUGAGAAAGUCAUAAAUGUAGAAAUAUAUAUAUAGAAGGUGUUACUUUUAAAAACUAUUUUAAAAUAUGGCUGUGGGGGUUUUGUAUCUAAGGGAUCUGAAUCAAAUGUGAUAUUUAUUUUUUUAUAUUAACCAGGUGAGUUGAUUAUAUAUUAUGAUCACUAUGCUGUAAUUAUUGGCAUUUGGUGUAGGUUUAGGCAUUGGAGACAGUUGUCUGCUUCCAUAUUACCAAUUGUGCAAUUAGACAUUGGUGAAGGAAUUUGUUAGGGUGGAUCAGAACAAUAAUUUUUAUCAGAAUGAAUUAUCACUGGGUAGAUUAUAUAUAGGACUUAUAUUGACUCCCCAGACAUUUUAUUGUCAAGGGUUGGUCAGGAAUAAAAACUAUUUGUGAGAGUGGAACAUUUUUAGUUAAAAAUGGUUUUGAAAAAAUGUUGAUUGCUUUCAGCUUUAUUAAACAACUGCUUAAUCAAAAUUUAUUAGUAUUUAUGCAAAGCUUUGGAAUGUAGGUAUUUGUAAAUACUGUGAUUUUAGCUGGUGCUUUAUAUACAUAAUAAUAUGAAUAGAUAGUUGUGAGAAUUGAUAUUUUAUUUUUAAAAGUAUCAUACCACCUUAAAGAUGUAUUUUAUUACUCUCUCUAGCAAGAUCAAGUUCAGAAAGUGAGGUUGCUUUUUUCUCUAUGCAUAUAAUUGUUAUUGUUUUCUUUUUGUUAAAUUGUUAUCACUCUUGAUAAAAUCUGAGAGUUUCAUUCCUCAAAAGACAUUCUUAACAAAGUUGUGUGUUGGUGAGGGUUUCAGCUUUUAAUAACAAGUGCCAACAUUAGUUAAAAUGACCGCAAAACUGAUUUAACUGCUGAAUGUUUCACAUUCCAUAUAAUUAAUAAAUAAGCUUGUACAAAGUUUUUUAUUAACUUGUUGGUAUACACAUUACUAGUACAGGCAAUAUGUUAAAUUACAUAUAUUUUUUUUCUGUAUUGUGUAACCAAAAUUCUCAGUCUGACUUUCAGAGUUAACUGGAUACUUUACAAUACCCUCUACCACAGAUUGGUUUUUCACUAGAAACUCACAGAUAUGUCUCUUGCUAAUUCAUGAAAAAAAUUCUACUCCAUCGAGAGUUUAGAAUUGAUGUCAUCACUCAUUUGGCCUGUAGUAUAAAUUACAAUGUAGAUCUACCAUCAGUAUGCCAUUAAUGGAAGCGGCAGGGGCACACUGAUACCAGAGGUUUAUUCCCAGUUAACUCUAAAACUCGGGUAGAACUUCUCUAUUGUAACGGUGUUCAUUCCUAAUGAAGCACAUAUACUCUUAUUUGACAUAUGCUUAAAAGCUAAAGCAUACAGCUGAUUAAUGGAUCUCUAACUUUUAGAUUACAAUUUAAAUAUGAAGUGCAAUUACUAGUUCCUGCUUUGGUUUUACGUCUAAUAAAGGCAUA